Messenger RNA from Leguminivora glycinivorella, 1059 nucleotides. It is a transcript of the gene Rrp42, whose product is annotated as exosome complex component RRP42. NCBI's taxonomy places the organism in Eukaryota, Metazoa, Arthropoda, Insecta, Lepidoptera, Tortricidae. The transcript is spliced from 6 exons. Gene Ontology annotation, cellular component: cytoplasmic exosome (RNase complex); nuclear exosome (RNase complex). The coding region runs from base 120 to 1043 and encodes 307 amino acids. Gene Ontology annotation, biological process: nuclear mRNA surveillance; nuclear polyadenylation-dependent rRNA catabolic process; U4 snRNA 3'-end processing. The record is from RefSeq and is a predicted model, not a curated record.
CUUAACUGUCAUAUUCACAUUUAUUAGAUGAUUUUGUUAUAAAUGCUGAGAUUCAAUACAUAAAUAAAUCGAAUUGCCUUUUUUUGUGCUACGCUAUAGUGCUGUUCAUUAACAUAAACAUGACUAACUUAUUAUUAAGUCCUUCGGAAAAAGUAUUUAUCCUUCACGGAGUACAAGAUGAUUAUCGUUCAGAUGGGCGAUCAAACAUAGAUUACAGGCCUAUGGAGUUAGAAACCGACGUAGUCAGCCAUGCUAGUGGAUCUGCCAGGCUACGUUUAGCCAAUACAGAUAUACUUGUUGGUGUAAAAACCGAAAUUGAUGUACCAAAACCUGACAAGCCUGAUUUGGGAAAGAUAGAAUUCUUUGUAGAUUGUUCAGCAAAUGCAACUCCAGAAUUUGAAGGCCGAGGAGGCGAGCAGCUGGCUAACAGCAUAGCAAACCUGAUGCAGCGAGCCUACCACUCCUCACAAGCAUUUGAUCUCAAACAACUGUCCAUUUUGGAGGGAAAGCAGUGUUGGAAACUGUACAUUGAUGUUUUGAUACUUGAAAGUGGUGGUAACCUAUGUGACGCUGUGUCCCUAGCUGUCAAAGCAGCACUGUUCAACACAAGGAUUCCUUUAGUAAAGGCAGCGUUGAUGGACGGAGGAAAUGUAGAUCUGCAGCUCUCUGAUGAUCCCUAUGAUAGUAAACUUUUGGAUGUUGGCACUGCACCACUAUUGGUAACCUUGUGCAAAAUCGGCGACAAAUGCGUCGUAGACCCAUCAGCUGAAGAAGAGAGUUGCAGCGUCAUCUCCCUCGUAGUAGGAGUGACAGGCAACCCGAGAUAUUACACUACAGAAACUCUGGAGGCUCCGGAAGGCGGCAAGUGCACGACUAUAGCCAUGAAUGGGCCGGGCAGCGUGGCGCCGAAGACGCUCAAGGAUGCUAUCAACCAGGGAAUAAUUGCUGCCAAAUCCCUUGAUGAAGCUUUAGGCGAGGCCCUACUACGAGAAAGAAAGGAAACUAUCGGCCUGAAAAAACAUUCCUACGGGUUUCUUAAAUAAAAAUAAUAAUUUUAAA